Messenger RNA from Carlito syrichta (Philippine tarsier), 4951 nucleotides. It is a transcript of the gene PJA2, whose product is annotated as praja ring finger ubiquitin ligase 2. The record is from RefSeq and is a predicted model, not a curated record. Bases 273 to 2399 code for a protein of 708 amino acids. NCBI's taxonomy places the organism in Eukaryota, Metazoa, Chordata, Mammalia, Primates, Tarsiidae. The transcript has 10 exons.
GGGGCGGGACACGCCGCCGCCGCCGCUUCAGCUUCCGCCGCCGCCACCGCCGCUGCCGCCGCCGCCGCCGCAGCCGCCUGCUGCUGCGCGUUCGGCGGGGGAGGAGUCGGAGGCGGAGAAGAAGGCGGUGGUGGCGGGUGGAGGUUCGAGCGCUGUUCUCGCUCCGGAGCCGCUGCACAUUUCGGAAUCUUCCGCAGCUUAUCCAUUGUGUGGCUAGAAGCUAAGUUACAUUCAUAAUUCUACUGAACUGGGCAAACUGAAAACUGCCAUACAUGUCACAAUACACUGAAAAAGAGCCAGCAGCAAUGGAUCAGGAAUCUGGCAAGGCUGCCUGGCCCAAACCAGCAGGAGGAUAUCAGACAAUUACAGGCAGGAGAUACGGAAGAAGACAUGCAUAUGUCAGUUUUAAGCCAUGUAUGACCAGACAUGAAAGAAGCUUGGGUCGGGCUGGUGAUGACUAUGAAGUUUUGGAACUAGAUGAUGUUCCAAAGGAAAAUUCCUCAGGUUCCAGUCCAUUGGAUCAAGUUCAUUCUUUAUCCAAUGAGCCUGUAUUUGAAAAAAGUGAAACAGAAAUUUUCACUUGUGGCACAGCAUUGAAUCAAACCAUUGAGAGCAGUCCAUCCUUUGCUGCAGUACAUCAUAGUGAGGAAGGUAGGGCGACCCUAGGAAGCAGUGCGAAUCUUCAUAAUCACUCUGAGGGAGAGUAUACUCCAGGAGCUUGUAUUGCUUCAAGUGUCCAAAAUGGAAUUGCGUUGGUUCAUACUGACUCUUAUGAUCCAGCUGGCAAACAUGGAGAAGAUAAUGACCAUCAUCAACUUUCUGCAGAAGUUGUGCAAGGUGGUAGAUAUCAGGAAUCAUUAGGCAAUACGAUACUUGAGAUGGAAAAUGGAGAAGCAGAGGCAAACACUGGUAUUUCACCACCAGUUCCAUCAUUUAACUGUGAAAUAAGAGAUGAAUUUGAAGAGUUAGAUCCAGUACCUUUGGUGAAAAGUCCUACUGGUGAUACUGAGUUUGUCCAUCAGAACGGCCAGGAAUUUCAGAGCUCUUCUCAAGAUGAAGUUACUAGAAAGAAACAACAAAAUAAUAUUAGCCGGGAAACGCAGACAGAAAAUUCAACUGAAGAUGCAGCCUGUGUUCCAGAGCAUAUUUGUAGUGAACAAAAUGCCAGUGAUAGGGACAGCAACCGUGGAAGUUCUCCUGAACAGGUAGUGAGGCCAAAAGUUAGAAAACUGAUAAGUUCAAGCCAGGUGGACCAAGAAACAGGUUUUAAUAGGCAUGAGGCUAAACAAAGAAGUGUUCAGAGAUGGAGGGAGGCUUUGGAAGUUGAGGAAUGUGGCUCAGAUGACCCCUUAAUAAAAUGUGAAGAAUAUGAUGGAGAGCAUGACUGUAUGUUCUUGGAUCCACUUUACUCAAGAGUUGCCCAAAGGGAAAGAGAAGAUAACCAAAGAGCAGCAAAAAGUGGAGCCAGAGCAGGAAGGCCAAAAGUUGUGGAUAGUACCUUUUGGAAUGGCUGUGGAGAUUAUUACCAACUCUAUGACAAAGAUGAAGAUAGUUCAGAAUGCAGUGAUGGGGAAUGGUCUGCUUCUUUGCCGCACCGAUUUUCUGGUACAGAAAAAGAUCAGUCCUCAAGUGAUGAAAGCUGGGAGACCCUGCCAGGAAAAGAUGAGAAUGAACCAGAGCUACGGAGUGAUAGCAGUGGCCCUGAAGAGGAAAACCAAGAAUUAUCUCUUCAAGAAGGGGAGCAGACAUCCCUGGAAGAGGGAGAAAUUCCUUGGUUACAGUACAAUGAAGUCAAUGAAAGUAGCAGUGAUGAGGGAAAUGAACCUGCCAAUGAAUUUGCACAGCCUGAAGCUUUCAUGUUGGAUGGGAACAAUAACUUGGAGGAUGACUCCAGUGUGAGUGAAGACUUAGAUGUGGACUGGAGCCUAUUUGAUGGCUUUGCAGAUGGACUAGGAGUUGCCGAAGCUAUUUCUUAUGUGGAUCCUCAGUUCCUCACCUACAUGGCACUAGAAGAACGCUUAGCCCAAGCUAUGGAGACUGCCCUGGCACAUUUAGAGUCUCUUGCAGUAGAUGUUGAGGUGGCCAAUCCACCAGCCAGUAAGGAAAGCAUUGAUGGUCUUCCAGAGACCCUUGUUCUUGAGGAUCACACUGCUAUUGGUCAGGAACAGUGCUGUCCAAUCUGUUGCAGUGAAUAUAUUAAGGAUGAUAUAGCCACAGAGUUGCCCUGUCACCAUUUCUUUCACAAACCUUGUGUCUCAAUUUGGCUACAGAAGUCGGGAACAUGCCCUGUGUGCCGCCGUCAUUUCCCACCUGCAGUUAUUGAAACCUCUGCAGCCACUUCCUCCGAGCCUGAUCCUGAUGCCCCACCUUCAAAUGACAGUACUGCAGAAGCAUCCUAAACCUUAACAACUGAAAAGAGAUCAGUCUAUCAGAGUAAAUCUGCAAAUUCCUUCUAAAUCUGAUGUGCAAAUAAUUAUAUAUAAAUAUAUUUAAAAGUGCUAUAUAUAGUAUAUGCCAUAGUUUAGAAAGAGAAUAUUGACCUUUCUAAACUAAAUUUAGGUUUGCAGAAAGUACUAAACAUUUUCAAGCUGAAUGUUGAAGCAGUGCAUCCAUUUUCUUUAGUUGAAUUUGUUUGUAUUAAUUGUAAAGUCAAGCUUAUCCAGCUAACUCUCUCCAGAACAAAUAAUCAUCUAUGUGGCACACAUUAUUGGCUGCGUCUAAAAUACUACCACUAAGUGAUUAUAAUUAGGUUCUCCUAUUUGCAUCAGAUGUGAAGACAAAUGUGAACAGUAGUAAAAUUUGGUUUAAUUGGAAAUAAAACAAAUUCUAAAGCAUACUUUUUCACUGGUCCCUUUGCCUUUGCUCCUUCAUAACCUCCUGGCUUAUAAUACUGAGAUGUUUUCCAGAAAGGUGUCUACUUUUCCAUCUCUUUAAAAUUAGGGCUUUCCAGAAUGCCAGUUGGGGGCUAAAAUUUUGGCUAGAACAUCACAAAAUUUUAAAAUCUUAGAUGUAACCCCCCCUCCCCUGAAGUGGUUAGGGAGUAAAAUAAAUUAGUUAAUAAAACAGUGGAUGUGCUUAACAUAAGGUUAAUGCAGUAUAUGAAGAAUCCAGUGUGCUCAGUGUUUGAUACAAUGAGAUAAAUUAGAUGGCCUUAUGAAACCCUUUCUAACCUCUUACCCAGUCUGUUUCUCCUUGUUUAAAAUUAUACUGGAAGGUCCAAAACACUCUUGGUGCAUCUGUUUGAUAAGUAGUAGAUAUAGUAAGUUUAAGGUUAUUUUGGUUCUGCAGUAUUUUGGAAGAUCUGAAAACUUGCACAGGGUCAUCUUUGUAAUUAUGUAACCCAAACUAAGAUGCACAGCUUCUUCUUUAGGUAAUCACAUACAGUAGACAAAUAUGUGCAGACAUGGGCGUAAUGGUUCACUUACAAAUGUGACUUGAUGUCAACACUAGAGAAUGAGGGCUGUUAGAAUGUCACAUUUGAGCGAGUAAAAUAGUAGAGCACAUAGUGUACAUCCAUCCAACUGGUCCAUUGAAAUAUAGUUUGGACACAUAAAAGGAAUAUUUAUAUGGCUUCCCAAAUGCAGAAUUACAUCUUAUUUGUGUAAUUUCUCUGAGUAUUUAUAUUUUGUCUCUUUUUUCCAUUCUUAAAAAAUAAAUGAAUUUUCACUGUUGGCACAUUUGAAGCUUAAAUAUAAGGAACAUAACACUUGCAUUCUAAUUUUUGCAUAUAUUGUAAAUGUGUCUGGUAUUUACAGCAAAAUACUGUGUAUCCUUUUAUGGGUAAAACAAAAGUGAACAUUGCAUGCACGUAAUGUGGUGAAUUUGUAAUUUAGGGAUUCUUUGGGGCUUCUGUGGCUUGGGAAAUGCUUACAUUCAGGCCUUAAUGUUAAUGUUGCAUUAGCUAGCAUGUUUUCCUUCUGAUGUAUAUAGUCACUGUUGUAUAAACUAAUCUUUGCUUGUUUUCUACUCUGUGAUCUUUCUAUAUCAUAUUUCAUUGAUAAUCAGUUAGUGUCAAGGAGUCAAAUCAGAUUAAAAUGAAUUUUCAUGUGUAUAUGGUGGAAAUCUGUGGCUAGUAUGAUUUUUUGUUUGUUCGUUUUCUUUCAAGUAUGUUGAUCACUUGUGACACUUACUGAUUAAACUUACAUUGCUAAAGAUGUUUCUAUAAUAAGCCACACAUUAUAUUUAGGCGGUAUUAAGGGACCUUGGUUUUCUUCUAGAUAGCAGCUGUUCCAAAGAAAAUAUUUCUUCUUUGCCUAUUUAGAUUGAGCUAUUAUCUGCCAGUUGUUAAGAGGUUUUGGUUCCAAACUCAACCAGCAAUGUUGAGAGCUGAACUUAAGAUAGCUGUUGUACUUUUUGCUUUCCAUCUGUUACUGUCCUUCAUUCUUGGCUCCCUACUAUCUAUAAACAGCUGCUAUGAAGGAGAAAAGUUGAAUAAGAGUUGGCUUCAAUGAAAAAAAGAAUAUUAAAGUUUGGAUUUUUGUCAUAACAAGCUGGUAUAAACUGAAGCCGACAAGUUUGACACCAAAAUACUAUUUGAACAUAUCUUGGGUCCUUUUGAAAAAGUCAAGAAUAAAUAAAAGUAAAUUAGAAAUAAGUAUGAAUAUUGAUAAAAUAUCCUUUAUCUUAUUUCUCUAUUUUAUGUUGUGACUACCUAAUAGUUUUAUUUUUUUAAAUAUUUUCUUAUUUCUUUUAAUAUGAAUGCUGAUAUUUAAAGGUAGAUCUAUGUGGUUUUCUUUUGUUUCUUGUAUAUCUCUAAACUAACUAACUCUUAAGAUUAUUUGUGAUCUGAUUUUAUAUAUAAGCUGUUAGAUAUAUGUGAACUGUUAAAAAUGGAAUGCAAGUCUUUCCAAAGUCCAGGUCUAAAUGUAAUGAUUGGUUUAUUGUUCUAUAACCCCAGCCCAUCAUUUUCCGUGUAAAUCAUAAACAAUAAACAGAAUAUACUCGGUGGUCA